AUGGGUUGUAUUUGCGCCACCGCGCGUUCUCCAAACGCCGCCGUUACAAACAACGACCUCUUAGACUCCAGCAAAUCCAUCCUUCAACUCCUCCCUCCGUCUACUUCGUUGGCCUCUUCAUCUAAAAAAGAAGGAUCUUUCACCCGUCCCACUUCCGAAGCUUCCAUCACCGUCGUGGCUAAUGGUUAUCCAGUGGCGCGUCGUCCCUCCACCUCCUCUGAUCGAAACACCAACCCAGUAGUUACCGUCGGAGCUCCGACAAGAAAAGUCACGGCUAUUCCCGUGGGGAAGCCUAUGCAGAAGUCAGAGAGUUUGACCGGAAAUAAAACAGAACCCACUAGCGGAGAAUGGCCAUCUUGGUUGACCUCUGUCGCCGGAGAAGCCAUCAAAGGAUGGGUUCCUCGCUCAGCAGAUUCCUAUGAGAAGUUAGAAAAAAUUGGACAGGGGACUUACAGCAGCGUGUACAAAGCUAGAGACCUUGAGACAGGAAAGAUUGUAGCGAUGAAGAAAGUUCGGUUUGUGAAUAUGGAUCCAGAGAGUGUUAGGUUUAUGGCCAGGGAGAUUCUCAUUCUCCGCAAGCUUGAUCAUCCUAAUGUUAUGAAGCUUGAAGGUUUAGUUACCUCUAGACUCUCAGGUAGUCUCUACCUUGUCUUUGAGUACAUGGAACAUGAUCUCGCUGGUCUAGCCGCAAAUCCUGGAAUCAAAUUCUCUGAAACUCAGAUCAAAUGCUAUAUGCAACAACUGUUUCGUGGGCUUGAACAUUGCCAUAGAAGAGGGAUACUCCACCGUGAUAUCAAGGGAUCUAACCUCUUGAUUAAUAACGAAGGUGUUUUGAAGAUUGGUGACUUUGGUUUGGCUAAUUUUUACCGGGGUGAUGGCGAUCUACAGCUGACAAGUCGCGUUGUAACGUUAUGGUAUAGAGCGCCUGAGCUGCUACUCGGUGCUACUGAGUAUGGACCAGCCAUAGACAUGUGGAGUGCCGGUUGCAUUCUCACUGAGCUCUUUGCUGGAAAGCCUAUCAUGCCAGGACGUACAGAAGUGGAGCAGAUACACAAGAUAUUUAAGCUCUGUGGUUCACCUUCAGAAGAUUACUGGAUAAGAGAAACUCUGCCACUUGCAACAAGCUUUAAACCAAGUCACCCUUACAAGGCUGUUCUUGGUGAAACCUUCAGUCAUUUCCCUGCAUCAGCUAUGACACUCAUAAACAAGCUACUUGCAAUAGAGCCUGAGAAACGUGGAUCAGCUGCUUCUGCAUUAAGGAGCGAAUUCUUCACCACGGAGCCACUCCCUGCUAAUCCAUCAAACUUACCUAGAUAUCAACCGAGCAAGGAACUUGACGCUAAGCUUCGCAACGAAGAAGCAAGAAAAGUAAAGGCAGAGGAUAAAAAGAGAAGAGGGGGAGAGACAGUGACAAGAGGACGAGGAAAAGAUCUUAAAACUGCACAGACACCUGAGUUUAUAGCCGCAGGGCAGUCCAAGGUCACAUGCAUAAGCCAUAAGUUCAAAACAGACGAGGAAGGUGGCACAGGGUUCAGGAUCGAACCACCUAGAAAAGGGAUCCAACAGAAUGGUUACGCUCAUGCUUCUACAAUGGUUCACCCAAGUGUUGCUGGCACAGAAUGGAACAGAGGUGGAAGCAUCAAAAGGCAAACUAAUGCAGAGCCGAAGUCUGGUGAUUCUUGUAGGAGAAGUUCCAACAGAGAUUACUCAACCGGAAACGCACCAAGGAAAAACAGGAUUCAUUACUCAGGACCGUUGAUGCCUCCUGGUGGAAAUCUUGAUGAAAUGCUUAAAGAGCACGAGAAGCAGAUCCAACAAGCUGUACGCAAAGCUCGUGUUGAAAAGUCAGGGCAACAGCAGCGUUACAUAGGAAGAAGUGCUCGGUAG
Molecule: messenger RNA, 1887 nt
Organism: Eruca vesicaria subsp. sativa (arugula)
Lineage: Eukaryota; Viridiplantae; Streptophyta; Magnoliopsida; Brassicales; Brassicaceae
Source: the annotation of a GenBank genome assembly